UGCCUGGAUGGGAUUGACUACGACUUCAAUUUCGGCUCCCACAUAAUGGAGCAGAAGGAGCCCCUGAUGGAGACGGCGGAAGGUCCCUAUCUUGUCAUCAUCGAGCAGCCAAAGCAGCGGGGGUUCCGGUUUCGGUACGGCUGUGAGGGCCCUUCGCACGGCGGGCUGCCAGGAGCAUCCAGUGAGAAGGGACGCAAGACCUAUCCCACCGUCAAGAUCUGCAACUACACCGGGAUGGCCCGAAUCGAGGUGGACCUGGUGACACACAGCGACCCUCCUCGCGUGCACGCCCACAGCCUGGUGGGCAAGCAGUUCAGCAACCUGGGUGUGCUUCACGUAACCAAGAAGAACAUGAUGGAGAUCAUGAAGGAAAAGCUGAAGCAGCAGAAGAUGCGCAACAGGAGCCAUUUGCUGACAGAAGCGGAGCUGCGUGAGAUCGAGGUGGAGGCAAAGGAGCUGAAGAAGGUGAUGGAUCUGAGCAUCGUGCGGUUGCGCUUCACCGCCUACCUCCGCGACAGCAGCGGGAACUUCACACUGGCCCUCCAGCCUGUCAUCUCGGACCCCAUCCACGACAGCAGUGAGCACGGGGCCAGGCUGUGGAGGGGAUGGGGCAGGACAGGGUAA
Antrostomus carolinensis (chuck-will's-widow) is the source of this 624-nucleotide messenger RNA. Its product is annotated as nuclear factor NF-kappa-B p100 subunit-like. The annotation marks the transcript as partial. Gene Ontology annotation, molecular function: RNA polymerase II cis-regulatory region sequence-specific DNA binding; DNA-binding transcription factor activity, RNA polymerase II-specific. Gene Ontology annotation, cellular component: cytoplasm. The record is from RefSeq and is a predicted model, not a curated record. Gene Ontology annotation, biological process: regulation of DNA-templated transcription. NCBI's taxonomy places the organism in Eukaryota, Metazoa, Chordata, Aves, Caprimulgiformes, Caprimulgidae. The transcript has 6 exons.